Messenger RNA from Schistosoma turkestanicum, 1036 nucleotides. The record is from the annotation of a GenBank genome assembly. Lineage: Eukaryota; Metazoa; Platyhelminthes; Trematoda; Strigeidida; Schistosomatidae.
GUAAUAUCGUUUGCUCCUAGCGCUUAUACAAAUUCCAGAUGUACGAGUACUAAGCUUGUAGACAAUAGAUAAUUUUUUACCUAGCCUGUAAGUUUCCACGGUAUAAAUGAUCUCAUUUGGUAACGAAAAUUCCGCUGUAUGACAACAACUCAUACCCGCUGCUCAACUUGUAAUAUGUGGACUUGACUAUUGCCCUCCGCCUACAUGGCCAAGUCGAUAUUUGAGGGUUGAAUUCAUUGAUUUGUGAAUACUUUAAGCAGCUGAUCGCCUUAUUAACUGUGAUAGUCUCCUGAUUGAUUGAGUGACCCUUCAAGGUUGUCAGUAGGUUGUAUUUUUCCCACAAAUUUGUGUUCAUUUCUAUAUGAGAGCAAUAUGAAUGUUCACAUCGUAGUUAAUACUGUCCUAUGGUUAUUAAGAUCCACAACAUUAUAAGACAAUGUGUAUCAGUGUAAUUCUUUAUCAAGAAGUAAUAUGUGACUCCAAGUUCUCCUGAAUAGCAAUAUCAGUGGAUGCUUUUGAAUAAAGAAGGCCUUAAUGAGCAUUUAAAAUUUUAAAUAUUCACAUAUAAUGUAUUGAUAGUUCAGUUAUUUGCAAAGUAUAUACAUUUUGCGGUGUGUAACUCCUUUUUUAGGUACAAAAUAAUAAUUCGGUUUUGUCGUGAAUUCUCUGUUUGAUGUCGUUCUAGUCUUUGGGUGUUUGAAUAUGAAAGUUAUCAUUCUCCUAUGGCUGCAAAGAGAAAUCGACAUGUACUAAAUUGGACUACUGAAGAUGUUGUCAAAUGGUUAUACAGAUAUGCCAGUCCAGUUGGUGCAAAGUACUCUAAGCUGUUCGAAACAAACAAGAUUAAUGGAAUGUGUUUGCGCCUUAUGACGGAUGAGUGGCUUCUUCGAUUGGGAAUAGUCGAUCAAAAUGAUAGGUCAGCGCUUAUGAGUCAUAUUUAUCGAAUGCGUCUGAAGUAUGAUUCUUCAGAUUUGUCGGAUAUGCUUAAAAAUAAUUAAUGAUCGCAGUUUGUAUGAAUAAACAUUUUGAUUUAAAA